AUGGCCGCACUCACAGACACGUCGUCCACGUCAGAAAUAACCCUUGCCCUCAUUGCAGACAUCCACGGAGACAAGUGUCUAUUGACCAAGGACACACCUCUCCAUUCAGCGGAAGAUGACAACGUCUUGGAAAUCCACUCACCCAGUGAAAUAUUACUUGCGUCAAAGGAUUGUGUCAUCGAGUCCUAUCCUGAAGGUGCCUGGGACCACACCACUCACACGCUGACAGCAACAACAAAAUCAGGACCUCACAAUGUUCUUACCUUUGCUGAUUCCGCCGCCAAUAAACAUUGUUUCGUCGAGCGCUCCGAUUUCACCACAUAUUUCCCUCUUACAAAGCCAGACGAGGGUCAACCUGCAAAUAAAGGAGGUCAGUUUUGCAUUAUUGGACACAGCGCCGUAAUGAAGACAAUUGUCUCGGGGGGAUUGAGGACGACUAUCACCUUCAAGGACGCCGUCCACACGCCUGACCUCAUAGUGGUGUUGCACAAUCCUCGACGGAUUUUACUUAGAAUUCAAAUUCCAAUCGAUCUACGGAUCCAGAAUUUUUAUUUGUGGCACCUGUGCCGAGAUACCCUUGAAAAUCAGCACUUUUACAUGGUUAAAGGCUAG
Molecule: messenger RNA, 612 nt
Organism: Laccaria bicolor S238N-H82
Lineage: Eukaryota; Fungi; Basidiomycota; Agaricomycetes; Agaricales; Hydnangiaceae
Exons: 2
Coding region: 1-612 (203 amino acids)
Source: RefSeq, a predicted model, not a curated record